GUGAGUGAAUGCUGAAACCAUGUUGGCCAAGGCUGUGGACAAGUUGCUCCAAGGCCAUUGGCUGAAACGAGCCCAGACUCAGGGGACGUUUACUUUGGGCGUGAAUGGUCAUCAAUUGCAAGAAAAUCUCAUGGCUCGAUACAAAGCGAGUCUUGAGACAUUUGUUUCUUUGGAUGACCACCAUUGCCCAUGUGAGGACAAUGUGAUUACUUUAAACGAUACCACCAUUCGCGUGGAAAGUCCGGUGGUGAGGUCUUGCCAGGUGAACUUUCAGCGUGACAACCCGGACAAGUGGAAGUGGCGUUAUAAUGAUUUCUUACGUGUGCGACGGCGAUUUUGGAAGAACUUCUUAGUCGAUCCUGCCAGUGUUCAAGUCCGGGAGGAGAGCCCCACGUCGGAUGCGCCCAAAGCGUCCAUUUCCUGUAAUUUUGAGGGUCUCAACCUUGGAUUAUCAUCUUUAGCAUCCUCGACGGAACCUCUGGAACGGAUGGACCUGAUUGAGCCAGACAAGUUGGCUCUUUCGACCAAUUUGGACAUGGCUACCUUAACCUUGCUCUUAGAUUCUGUACGAACCCGACAGUUUAUUCCAUCCACCAGAAUCGCUUUGCACACCCAACUGGCACCGUUUCAAACGGCCUUCGUCGUUCAAAAUCCUUCAGCGGAUCUUGUGGAUCUGCAAGAGCUUUUGACCAUUUUGGCCCAAGAGAAAGGUAUCCGGGUGUUCAACGAAGCCUCCAACGACCAUCUGGCGGAUCUGUUUGGCAUUCCCUAUCAGGUGGUACUCACCGAGAACUCUCUAUCCACUGGGGUGGUUCUGCUCCGGGAUAGCGUAACCUGUUGGUACGAGGAGAUCCAUGUUGCUCACGUAGUCCGUCGAUUGGUCCAGAUUUACCAAGAACGAGAUUGUCCAGACUCUUGGAGUGAAAUGAAACAAGAUUAUUUCCCAGACCGAGCGUUUGUCUUAAAGUCGAAAUAAAGUUCCCUGGAGGCAUCGAUCGAA
Molecule: messenger RNA, 1000 nt
Organism: Tigriopus californicus
Lineage: Eukaryota; Metazoa; Arthropoda; Copepoda; Harpacticoida; Harpacticidae
Gene: DNApol-gamma35
Exons: 2
Coding region: 20-976 (318 amino acids)
Source: RefSeq, a predicted model, not a curated record